UAGAGACAGGGGGAAGGAAUAAGGUAGGAAGCUUCCUCUCUUUUCCAGUCAGCUGUGUUUUUCCCCCAAACACCAGAAAGCAAAGGCAGCAGAUCUGGAGGCAGCAGAAGCCCCAAGGUUUGGCAAAGCAGCAAAAGACCAGACUAAGCUACUUAGAGGGGACUUGCUGUGCUCUGUAUUCUACCUUGGGCUUUUAACUGGAAUGCCUGACCUGCAGCAAGCACUGUUCAUGAUAAGGCUUUGGACUGUGCUUCUUUUCAUUCUGGUUCGGGAGAUGUAGACCUGACUAAGACAAACUGCAAGGAGAUGAAAUGGCUUCAAUUCAAGAAAAGUGGUAAUGUUAGCUUUUCUUCGUCUGCCUUUGUUAGCGAUCUGGAAAGAGGAAUGGAGCAACCGAACCCAGCUCACCUUGAACUGGGAGAAGGGGCUGGAAAGUCGCCUCGGCUCCUUCAAGCUGGGGCAGUCAAUGAGUUUUUGCGGUGGGUCACUCCUCACCAAAGUAGGAUCGAGAGACAGGAGGACAUGCCACCACAUGGAGAAGCCCAGUGGCAAGAAAUCCUAAGGACAGUACAGACCUCUCACUCAGGAUGGGCAAGUUCGCACCUGCCAGAGUUGCCUCCGUGGGAUGACUUAUCCACGUUUGAGCGGGUGACUGAGGCCUGCCAGUGGUCCCGAGGUGAAGCCAUUGCCAAACGUGUGCCAACUCCAGUUGGCAGCAAAGCACAGCAGAGCUUUAACACCCCAGAAGCCAGAGACAGGGGAGACUUUGGGAAGGUGAAAGCUGCCAUUGUACAGGAGGAUGUUGCAAACAUAGAGAUGCAGCGCCAACACUUCCGGCAGUUCCGCUACCCAAAUGCCGUAGGACCCCGGGAGGUUUGCAGCCGGUUGCGUGAACUCUGUCAUCAUUGGUUGGAGCCAGAGAACCGCAGCAAGGAGCAGAUCUUGGAGCUUCUAGUCCUGGAACAAUUCUUGGUGAUUUUGCCAAGGGAAAUCCAAAGCCAAGUGCAGGCACGUGGGCCAGAGACCUGUGCCCAGGCUGUGGCCCUGGCAGAGGGCUUCUUGCUGAGGCAGCCAGAACGGGGAGAAAGGGAACGACAGGUAUCAGGAACAGUUCAAGGAGAUGGUGCAAACUGUUCUGAGAUUCCACCGCCACCAGUCAAUAACAGGCCAAGGCAAACCUACAAGGAAGGCAAGCAGCAAGAUAAUGGGAUUGGCAACUCAUUAGGUGCCAAGUUUUUGGGAAGAGCUGGACAGUACUUCCAGUGUCCGGACUGCGGGAAAAGGUUUAGGGGAGAGGAGGAACUCCGAGUUCAUGGUGGCAUCCACAGGAAGGACAGACCGCAUGCCUGCUCUCAGUGUGGGAAAAGAUUUACUCGCCCCUCGGGCCUUGCCAAACACUUGAAAACGCAUUCAGGAGAGAAACCCUAUUGCUGCGGCCAAUGCCACAAAAGCUUCAUUCAGAUGUCGCAUCUCACUCGACAUCAGAGGAUACACACUGGAGAAAAACCCCAUCCCUGUGUUGAAUGUGGGAAACGUUUCAAUUGCCCAUCUGAUCUGGCCAAACACCAGCACAUCCAUACAGGUGAGAAACCUUUCCGCUGUGCUGAGUGUGGGGCGAGGUUUAACCAGUUCUCGCACCUCACACGGCACCAAAGGAUUCACACAGGGGAGAAGCCCCAUGCCUGUGCUGAAUGUGGGGAAACCUUUAGCCAACGGGCGCAUCUUAUCAGCCACCAAAGAAUCCAUACUGGAGAGAGACCCUACUGCUGCACAUAUUGCCAGAAAUCUUUCAGCCACCUCUCUGCUCUCACAGUGCACAAGAGAAUCCAUAUGGGGCAGAGGCCUUAUGGCUGCCCCGAAUGUGGGAAAAGGUUCAUUGCAUCAUCUGCUUUAACCAGGCAUCAAAGGACCCACUCUGAAGAAAGACCCCAUACCUGCGAUGAGUGUGGACGGAGGUUCAACCAGCUUUCUCACCUUCACCGGCACCGAAGGACUCACUCAGGGGAGAGGCCCCACAACUGUGCAGCGUGCGGAAAGAGAUUCAAUCAGCUCUCCUCACUUACCAGGCACCAGAAAAUCCACACUGGAGAGAAGCCUUAUCCCUGUGAUGAGUGUGAGAAAAGGUUCGUUCGAAUGGCUGACCUUAUCAUCCAUCGGAGAAUCCACACAGGAGAGAAGCCGUAUCGCUGCACCAAUUGUGGGAGGAGGUUCAGGCAGAGACAAACACUGGUCAAACAUCAGAGACUUCACCCAAUAAUAAAUUCAUAAUAUAUGCACACACACACACACACAUGCAUAGAUUAAACUUUCCUGCCCUUUUCAUUUGUAUCCAGAAAAUAAAUAUUCCCAAGAAGAAGGGCAAGAGAGAGACAUGUAAUCCCAAUAUCCUUAUUUCUUUUAUCAGUUACUCCUUUGCUUCUACCAAGGGAGUAGAUGUUUCCACCAAAUAUUUCCAAAGUCUUUAAACAGCAACAAAAAGGUUAAAGUGACACUGUGGGUUUUUGGGGUUCACAAAGAUCACACUCAUGCACAUGGAUGUGGACACACAACAUUUCUCUUUCCUAUUCGUGUUUCUUAUUUUGGCAGGCCAUCGUCUUGGUGGUAGCUGGAUCAAGGAGUGGAAACUGCUGGGAUAAAUAAACAUUUCUCUAUACCAGUGUUUCCCAAACUCUGCUCCACCAAGUGUUUUGGACUUCAGCUACCACAAUUCCUAACAGCUGGUAAGAGGGCUGAGAUUACUGGGUGCUAAAGUCCAAAACAUCUUGAGGAGCAGAGUUUGAGAAACACUUUAUAUCAGUGUUUCUCAACCUGUAGGUCCUCAGUUGUUUUGGUCUACAACUCCCAGAAAUCCCAGCCAGUUUACCAGCUGUUAGGAUUUCUGGGAGUUGAAGGCCAAAACAUCUGGGGACCCACAGGUUGAGAACCACAGCUCUAUACCAUUCCAUUAUAUAGAGCUGUGGUUCUCAACUUGUGGUCUGGGAUCAAUCAAGCAUAAAAGUUCUUUAGUAUUGGGAAAAUAUUGAUUUCUUUUUAAAGAACACAAAGAAGCAUUGGGAAAUAGAAGGGCCACUUGGGAGUGAUAUGACAUCCAAAAAAUACAUGGGUUGGGGUGGGGAAAAGGAUUGGCAUGUGUUAAGGGAAAGGCAUGGAUUGCUUGCUGCAUUUUGUGCGGAUGAUUCAUUAAAGUAUGAAGUAGAGGAUUCCUUGAUAUCUCCUCUUUUGAUCUCAAUUUAUUUACAUAAGUACAGCCAGAGAAACUUAAAAACAAAUCCAUCACCCAAUUCUCUGUGAAUGAAACAUGUCUGAUGUGUCCUGUUUAAUAUUUGCAGCACUGACUCACAAGAGGCAGGUAGGAAGGCUGAACUGUUUUUUCAUCAUUUAUGCUAUACUGAGUUUCUUAAUGCUUGUGUUAAAGAGGGUAAGAUAAAAAGAUCCAAGUUCCAA
Messenger RNA from Anolis sagrei ordinatus, 3444 nucleotides. Its product is annotated as zinc finger protein 436-like. The record is from RefSeq and is a predicted model, not a curated record. Gene Ontology annotation, molecular function: RNA polymerase II cis-regulatory region sequence-specific DNA binding; DNA-binding transcription factor activity, RNA polymerase II-specific. Gene Ontology annotation, biological process: regulation of transcription by RNA polymerase II. NCBI's taxonomy places the organism in Eukaryota, Metazoa, Chordata, Lepidosauria, Squamata, Anolidae.